UUGAUGGAUUUGUCUGCUCAAAGCUACCGUAUCGACAUGCAUCGAAAAAUUAAUAUUUAUUAGGAAAACAGAGAAUAUUUAUCAGCCUUUUGCCGUUCCCCAGUCAUCAUAUUUUGGAACAAACAUUGCAUGAAAAAUGUGGUUGACACGAAUAUUAUUUGGUCAUCGUAUUCGGAGUGGAAAGGUUCCCGGCGUGCAAUUUAUAGGCAAACAUCGCCGUUUCAGACCCAUCUCCAAAUCUAUGAUCAGAAACGUUGAACAGAGACUUGAAGUGGAGGAAGAAAAUGCUAAACAUCUAAGUCGACCAUUUCUUACCAAGGAAGAAGAAUACUGUCAUGCACAGGAAAGGCGAUCCCAGCUGAGGGAGGAAUAUAAAACAGUCCGACGUUUCAGCAAAGCACCCCCCAACCGAUACAUCGAUGACCAUUUAGCCCAUCUCAGGAUAUCAAGGAAAUGGGAAUGACCAAAGGAGCGCUGUGCAGUGUGAGAACUGCCUCAAAGAAACUCUGGGCUUUAAGCCAUUUUGUUUGAUGCCAUCUUGAAACAACGUGUGCACAUCCUAAUAUACACAUUGAUGCUCCAUGCGUUGUAACUCCCACAUGGAUGUAAAUUCACUCACUGUGAAAAGAGUAUUAUCUAGCAAUAUCCUAAAUAAUUGGUUUUGUGUUGGUGUUGCUUUCUAGUCUUGUAAGGUACUACAAGAUGCAAUGUACUAACCAGCUUCAUAAAGAGAAUCUUCAUUAUUUGGAGCAUCAACAUAUUGUCUGCUGAGAACCCCAAAAGGCACAAAGUUAUGUUCCUAAACAUAGUUUUUUUUAAUCGCCCUUCUGGCUCUCAACAGAUAAUAUGCCAAAUAUAUUUGGAAAAAAAAAAAAUUCUCAUUGCAAUCUCUUAUACCAGAAGUAAGAGGUUGUUGAAAAUUCAAGUUGUAAGUCCAUAUUGAUUAUUUGAUUCACCCCUACUUUAAAAAAAAAAACACAGAAAUUAAGUAGCUCUAGCAAGCAGCAACAAAAAGCUCAUGCUUUACCAGAAAUAUAGAUUCUCUCACAUCGAAAGUUAGAUCUUAUAGCAGCUGGUGGUUCUGCUUUAAGAGAUAUUGUGUGAUAAUUUGGUAUGUUUCUGAUAAUGUAGUUUUGGUCAAGGGAAGAAAGUGUGUGAUAGAACCACCGACAUUGUGAAGGAUGUCAAAAUCGAUUGAAAAAAGGGUGUGCUUGUAGGUAGGCAACCAGUGGACCUACGGGUUUAAGUCAUAUCUGAGUGACUUUCGAUAAUCGAUGAUAACUUUUUUAAUCUGGGGCCUACCACUGCUUUACCACCAAGCCCCCUUAAAUUCCAGAGGUUUACUUGUGUAGGGAAAUACAUGUAUUUAUGCUGAAAAAUUAGUGAUUUUAAGACAACUAAAAAUCCUACAGAUAAGUUUCCAUAGGUAAACCUAUAUGAAAUAAAAUUUCAGUGAAAGAUGCACUUGUAUUCUUGAUUGCUUCUAAGCAAGAUGUUAUCUUUGAAGUAACUGGAAAUUAAAGGCAUUUUAUAUAUUGUAAUCAAUUUCAUCCAUUCAUGUGCAUUUCUCACCAGAUUGAAUGCAAGUAUUUUGCUUAGUCCUAUUGAAUAGUCCUAUUGAAGAAAUCCCUGGGAAGAUUCAAGAUUUCACCAAUAAUAGCUCGUUUCAAAUUUACUAUCAUCUUGAAAGAGAUGGAGUGAAGUCAAUUCCUUGUCCUCGCAUUCUCACCACUUUUAUAUAUUAUUUGAACUGAUGCAUGUAUUAAAACUAUAAUAAAUACAUGAAUAUAUCAUGUUCAUGAUGACAUAAGAA
Messenger RNA from Strongylocentrotus purpuratus (purple sea urchin), 1813 nucleotides. RefSeq names its product ribosomal protein 63, mitochondrial-like. Lineage: Eukaryota; Metazoa; Echinodermata; Echinoidea; Camarodonta; Strongylocentrotidae. Gene Ontology annotation, molecular function: structural constituent of ribosome. Gene Ontology annotation, biological process: mitochondrial translation. The coding region runs from base 137 to 463 and encodes 108 amino acids. Gene Ontology annotation, cellular component: mitochondrial ribosome. The transcript is spliced from 3 exons. The record is from RefSeq and is a predicted model, not a curated record.